Molecule: messenger RNA, 1332 nt
Organism: Eruca vesicaria subsp. sativa (arugula)
Lineage: Eukaryota; Viridiplantae; Streptophyta; Magnoliopsida; Brassicales; Brassicaceae
Source: the annotation of a GenBank genome assembly
UUUGAAACAAAAAGGGAGAAGAACAAGAAGAGAAAUGGGAGGUGGAGGGAAGGGCGAUGACUUCAACAAUGUUGGCCCCAAAUAUCUUACCUGUGUUGAUUGGUCCAACUCUAACCAUCGAACUGCAGUGGCAUCAUGUUUGGUACAGGGAGUCUACUCACUGCAACGGGAUAAGAUAAAGAAACGGAAAUCAGAAGCCCACCUCUGGUGGGAAUCCUUUGAUUUCUCUUUAGCCGAGCCUCUGAUCAACAAAGAUGAUAAUUCCAUAUACGGCGCCGUUUUUGAAUAUAAAAACUACCAGAAGAAUAUACCUCAUUCGGGAAAGCCUCCGAGUCACGUGAUUGCCUUUCGCGGCACGAUGCUAAAAUUCAAAACUUGGUAUAAAGAUCUAAAACAAGACAUUCGAUGCUUGUUCAACAACCUUAAUAAGGGUAGUAGGUGUAAACAUGCCACACAAACAAUCGAAACUGUGCUGAAGAAACACAGUACCGAUGAGAAAGUAUCUGUCUGGCUCGCUGGACACUCUCUCGGAGCAGGUAUAGCGUUAUUGGCCGCGAAGACCAUGACGAAGCGUGGAUUCCCCCUCGAGACUUACGCAUUCAACCCUCCCAACUCGUCUUUGCCUCUAGAGAAACUAUCUGAUAUUGAUGUGUUUAAACGCGUGUUUCGAUUCUCUGAGAGUUUCUUCAAAGGGACCAUAGCCGUGUUCUCUCAUAACAAGACUCAACAACACGAUCCAAGAUUAGCAGCGUGGACACCUUACGUAUAUGUGAACCCAUCAGAUAUAGUCUGUGCAGAAUACGUUGGUGAUGUGAAACACAAAAACUUCAUGGUUGAUUUCGGAUUAGGCAAAAUUGAGAGUGUGGGUGCUGGAAUCUCUCUUAGGAGUUUAAUUUUCGGAAUAGAGAGAGCAGAACCUAUUCAACAUCUUUUGUCAGCCGAUAUAACGGUAAACAAGAACAAACUAAAUGUUGUUGAGACAGAUAAUGUGCUUAAGAAAUGUUGGUAUGAGUUUAAGAAAGCUCAUGGUCUUGCGCAAUGGUGGGAGCCAAACCCAACCCUUCGGGCAAAUUGGGAAACACACAGCAUUAGGCCUUCUAAUCUCUGUCUGGAAAUGGAGUCAUCCUCGUCCACUUAAACCCUUUUCCUAAGGAUUCUGUUAGUAUUGGUUUGGGGAACUAUCUAUCUAGCCUUAUUCGGUCUCUUCAACUUUUCGUUUGUUGUUGUUAUUUUUCAUGUGUUUGAAACGUUUGUUGUAAAAGCUCUUUGAAUUAUUUUGCUUGUGGGUCAACAACAUCUACUAGAAUUAUUGCUACUAUAUAUUGAGAAAUG